This is a messenger RNA of Papilio machaon (common yellow swallowtail), 2364 nucleotides long. Its product is annotated as actin cytoskeleton-regulatory complex protein PAN1-like. The transcript has a single exon. The coding region runs from base 1 to 2364 and encodes 787 amino acids. NCBI's taxonomy places the organism in Eukaryota, Metazoa, Arthropoda, Insecta, Lepidoptera, Papilionidae. The record is from RefSeq and is a predicted model, not a curated record. Gene Ontology annotation, molecular function: zinc ion binding; nucleic acid binding.
AUGGCAAGCUCUAAAAAGAUAUUACCCCAGGAGGGUACCGCUGGUUACUCCAGCGGAGAAUCCCUCCCAGAGGUCACUCUGACCUCUGGCCGGCCCUCGUAUUCUGGGGGGGCCAAAGACUGCCAAUCAACGACCACUGCACGAAUAAUGACCUCGAUAGCAAGCGAUAUGGAUUUGUCGAAAAAGGAAGGGAGAAAAGCGUGGAGAGAGGGAGAGCCAGAGAUUGGCAAAAACCGGACAGAGGAGGACGACACGAGCGAAGUUGAGCUAGUGUCUGUAUCCGAAGCGUCCGGAAUGUCAGGAUUGUCUGAGCCACCCACCGACUCGGACAGCACAAUAGAGGGAAGGCAGGACACGACGGAGGCGAAGAAAGCUGCUCCGACGGUCCCUAGGCUGGCCUUAAAGUUUCCAACGAAGAGGCCCAAGAAGAGGACGCUCAAGGACGAUGAGACGGCGGCUCCGGUCGCUGUCAAAGUGUCCACUGCAGCGAGAGGCCGCCCCAGAAGACCAGGGGCGCAUAAUGCCUACCUGCAGGAGGUGAGAGCACUUCUGGCAGAGGGAGAGGCAGAGGAGAGUAGAGCAGGCAGCUCGAAAGCCCCCCCCCAACCGCCCCCGUGCCUCCCUAGGGAGCAAUCAGAGCCGAGAUGUGCUCAGCCGGCGGCUGCGACGAUCGAGGCCCUUGCCGCGAGAGCCCUCCUGAAUGUGGCCACCAUUCAGGGGGAGGUCAAAAAGAGUGGCAAUAUAAAGGGCACAGUGCUGGGGCACAUUAACCGGGCCACGAAGGAGGUGAUCGAGGCGGUGGAGGAGCUCCGCUCGAUCACCCCCCAAGAAGAACAGCGACGGCUCCGCGCGGAAAACGCCAGAUUAGCAAAGGAAGUUGAGAUCAUCCGCGCGGAGCUGAAGGCAUUUAAAGAGGCGUACUCGGAGUCGCAGAGAAAAGUGGCCGCGACUCCGAGGGAGGCUCCUCAGGCCCAGGCGGGAGUGGAGACAAUGCUCAGGGGCGCGCUUGACGAGAUGAGGCGCGAACUCUUGGAAUCCGUAGGCGGAAUGGUGAACGCCCGCCUCGGAGACCUGGAAUCGCGCCUCCCCCCUGAGCCGGUGGUCAGACCACCCCUCCAGGCGGAUAGGCUCCAUCCGCCACCGCCGCGCCCUGUGGCCCGGCCAAACCUAGUGGCUGGUGCUAUGAGAACUACAGAGGCACAACCGGCCCCGGCCCCAGCGGCCAAAGCCGGACCGGCCCCAAGGCCAAAGAGGAAAAUCAAAAAGACCGGACCGGCUGCCCCUCCCCCCCCUCCACCUACUGGCGGAGAGGGAAGCGCAGGGAAGGCUGCGAAGGCCAGAGCCGGAACCGCCAAUCCCGCCCCCCAAACACCCGGGGGCGACGAAACACCAUGGUCCCAAGUGGUCGGCCGGAAGGCCCGGAAUAAAAAGAAGAAGGCUCCGGCCGGGGCCCCGCCCGCUGCACCAGUUCACCCUGGUAGGGUGCAGCGGGUUCCCCCCCCUCCCAAGACUGUAAAGAUCGUGGCCCCCAAAACGGCGGCCAUAACUGUCACCCUCAAACCGGGGGCCACGAUCACAAACGAAGAAGGACAGGUCUCUGAGGCCAAAUACGUCGAUGUCUUGGCUAAGGCCAAGGCAGCGAUCUGCCUCAGAGACCUAGGCUUGGAGACGGUAAAGGUCAGAACCAGUAUGACCGGCUCCAAGUUAAUGGAGGUAGGGGGGACCACCCCGGAAGAGACGGCCGACCGCCUGGCUGCCGAAUUGGUCAGAGUUAUCGGCGGCUGGGCGGACAUCGCGCGUCCGUCCAAACUUGCAGACCUUCGGGUCUCUGGUUUGGACGAGACGACGACGCGCGAAGAGGUGGCAGCCAAACUGGCGUCAACCGGGGGCUGCCACCCUGAUAUGGUCAAAGUGGGCCUAAUUAGGCCCAGCUUCUGGGGUGGGGGUUCCACCCUGGUGCGGUGUCCGGCAGCGGCGGCGAAGGCCCUCGCACAGAUAGGGAAGGUGGCCAUUGGAUGGUGCAUGGCCACCGUCACCGCGGUGAGGGCCCGGCCGCUGCGGUGUUUUAAAUGCAUGCAGCUGGGCCACACCCGGGCCCUAUGCCCGUCGGAAGCGGAGGAUGGUCGCCUCUGCUUCCGAUGUGGCCAAGAGGGCCACAAGAGGGCUGCGUGCGAGGCGCCUGUCAACUGCGCUGUGUGUAAUAGGACAGGCUGCCCGCACACACAUAUAAUGGGGGGUGCAAAAUGCACCCCCCCCACUGUGAGGGGGAAGGCCCGCACCAAUGGCCCUCCUCCCGCGCCACAAGCGCAACCGCCGCCCAGGCUGCAACCGCAGCCUGAAGAGGAACGCAUGCAGGUGUCAUAA